Talaromyces marneffei is the source of this 1389-nucleotide messenger RNA. RefSeq lists its product as uncharacterized. The transcript has 4 exons. Gene Ontology annotation, biological process: proteasome-mediated ubiquitin-dependent protein catabolic process. Gene Ontology annotation, molecular function: ATP hydrolysis activity; ATP binding; proteasome-activating activity. Gene Ontology annotation, cellular component: proteasome regulatory particle, base subcomplex. The record is from RefSeq and is a predicted model, not a curated record. Bases 1 to 1389 code for a protein of 462 amino acids. Lineage: Eukaryota; Fungi; Ascomycota; Eurotiomycetes; Eurotiales; Trichocomaceae.
AUGGGUAAUCAACAAUCCAAUAUCGGAGGCGGUGGCCCAGGCGGAGAUGGAAAUGACGACAAGAGCAAGAAGGAUAAGCCCAAGUACGAACCACCACCACAACCCACCACUCGCCUCGGCCGCAAGAAGCGCAAGGCAGCCGGUCCCAAUGCCGCUGCCAAACUUCCUACCAUUCUCCCGACGGCACGAUGUAAAUUACGAUACCUGAGGAUGCAGCGAAUCCACGAUCAUCUGUUGCUUGAGGAGGAGUAUGUUGAGAACCAAGAACGCAUCCGAAAGGCAAAGGCACUGGCCACCACCCAGCCAUCGGCAACAGGAGAUCUCGAUGCUCUAGACCGAAACGCCGAUGAAAGAGGUCGUGUCGAUGAUAUGCGAGGUAGCCCGAUGGGUGUUGGAAAUCUGGAGGAGAUGAUUGACGACGACCACGCCAUCGUUUCCAGUGCCACCGGUCCGGAGUACUACGUCUCAAUCAUGUCUUUUGUUGACAAAGAUCUAUUGGAGCCGGGUGCUAGUAUUCUAUUACACCACAAGUCGGUGUCAGUGGUUGGUGUUUUGACAGACGACACGGAUCCCUUAGUGUCGGUCAUGAAGCUUGACAAAGCUCCGACAGAGUCCUACGCGGAUAUCGGUGGUCUAGAGACUCAGAUUCAGGAAGUUCGAGAAGCCGUCGAGUUGCCAUUGUUGCACCCCGAGCUCUACGAGGAGAUGGGUAUCAAACCGCCCAAGGGUGUUAUCUUAUACGGUAGCCCCGGUACUGGAAAGACGCUUCUGGCGAAAGCCGUGGCGAACCAGACCAGUGCUACUUUCCUGCGUAUCGUCGGUAGUGAGUUGAUUCAAAAAUACCUGGGUGACGGUCCUCGACUAGUACGACAGAUUUUCACGGUGGCGGCAGAACAUGCCCCAUCUAUUGUCUUUAUUGAUGAGAUCGACGCUAUUGGUACAAAGCGAUACGACUCGACUUCAGGUGGUGAGCGAGAGAUUCAGCGAACCAUGUUGGAGUUGCUGAACCAGCUUGAUGGAUUCGACGACCGAGGAGAUGUCAAGGUGAUUAUGGCGACGAACAAGAUUGAGAGCUUGGAUCCUGCUUUGAUUCGACCAGGUCGUAUUGACCGUAAGAUUUUGUUUGAGAAUCCUGACCAAAACACCAAGCGCAAGAUCUUCCUCCUCCACACCGGCAAAAUGUCCCUCAGCGAAGACGUCGACCUCGAAGAAUUCAUCAGCCAAAAGGACGACCUUUCCGGCGCCGAUAUCAAGGCCAUCUGCUCCGAGGCCGGCCUCAUGGCCCUCCGCGAGCGUCGUAUGAGAGUGCAAAUGGAGGAUUUCCGAACUGCUCGUGAGCGUGUCCUUAAGACUAAGAAUGAGAGUGAGCCGGAGGGAUUGUAUUUGUAA